Heterobilharzia americana is the source of this 1620-nucleotide messenger RNA. The record is from the annotation of a GenBank genome assembly. Lineage: Eukaryota; Metazoa; Platyhelminthes; Trematoda; Strigeidida; Schistosomatidae.
CGCCACAUGCACUGAUAGCUGCUUGUCACGUUGCCAGAAGUUUUGACCAACCAAGGCUGGACAGUAAUUCCCGGAAAAUCAGUGUGAUAUCGGAAGCUGUAUCUACUUGGAGACAUGCCAGUUGACUAUUUAUGUUGAGCACUACUGAUGUUGGACUAUAAAGUGCGCUCUGGUAGAGUUGUAACGUUACUAUCUUUGCUAUGUUAACAGUUAGUCAUGGACGAUACGAUAGAUCUCCUUUCAUGGAAUCAAGAAAUGCAAGUCCCACUCGGAAUGCUUGCGACAAAAGCCUGACUGGUAACUCCGUGCAUAAAAGCUAUGAAAGCAGUAGUCGACAUCCUCACAAAGACAAACAUUCUCAUAAUAAAAGACAUUCCAGAUCAAGAUCUCCCACUUUGUCAGUCAGUCAUGAAAAUGAAGGUCGUCAUCGUAAAAACAAUGAAUUCAAUCAUCAGACACCAGAAUUUUGGGAACGACGCCGUAAAAUGCGUGAACGUGCUGGUGCUUCUGUGAAUCCAAAAAUAUGGGAAUCGAAUCCACCUAAAGUAGAUUCUGACUGUGAUUCAGAUGAUGAUGGUCAGUUUAAGCUUUCGGGACAAAUUUUUGGACCAAAUCUUCCUACAGAUAUGCAAAUGUCUGACAGUCAUAUUCCUUCUCAUAUACAUAAAAGUGGUGAAUACAAAGGUCAUCAUCGUUCACACCAUAAGCAUUCAAAAAAGCAUAAGAAGAAUUCGAAAAAGAGUCAAAAACUUAAAAGACAAAAACACAAGAAUAAACAUGUUAAACGCAAGUCCUCCCCAUCUUCAUCUUCUUCCGCAUCAUCUUCUGAGUCCUCAGAAGAAGAUAGUGAAGAUGAGAAGAAACAGUUUAUCAAACAAAUGAAAGCUAAAAAACGUGAACUGGAACUUCGACGUGCGCAAGAAGAAGAAGAGGAAGAAGCAGUUGGACCAGUUCUACCGACUAAUGAACAUUCUAAUUUAAUCCCUCUAGAUUACGGUCGUGCAUUACUUCCAGGUGAAGGUGCAGCAAUGGCAGCUUACAUCGCUGAAGGAAAGCGUAUACCACGUCGUGGUGAAAUUGGAUUAACGUCAGAAGAAAUAGAAUCGUUUGAAGAGCAAGGUUAUGUUAUGUCGGGUAGUCGUCAUCGUCGUAUGGAAGCUGUACGUCUGCGUAAAGAGAACCAGAUAUAUUCAGCUGAUGAGAAACGUGCUUUAGAACACUUUAAUCAUGCCGAACGAGCUAAACGUGAAGCAAAACUACAAGCUCAAUUCAAGGCUUUAAUCAAAAGAAAGUUAGAAGAUAAACAAUCAGCUCCACCCCCAAGUUAAAGAAAGCAAUGUAAAAAGUGUAAACUGACACUAAACCACCGCUGUUUAUUAAUUACUUGUAUAGAAGAAUUCAAUUCCACCCAAAACUUGGAUUUUACAAAAUAACUUCAUCUGGUUACUCUAAAAUAAUUGAUAACUGCCGUUGGCGUCAUUUUUUAUUUGUUCAAAAGUCAAUUCAAUCAAAUAACAUUGGGCAUAACUGGUAGUUCAGCUUGUGUAUAUAGCAAAAUCACUGUAAUAUACAUAUAUUUUAACCACCAAGAUAGUUUUGGCUUGUUGAUAUCGUUUUCAC